CUGGACGCAUUACUAGGGCGACGAGCCCGACGCCUCCCCGAUUUGGGAUGAAUUAGCGGCGGGUUCUGCUCAGAGGUUGUGACCCCCAAGAUUCUCCAGCUCGUCCACGCGACCCCCACGGUGAAGCGCGACGUCCUCUGCUGGUCACAGAAUCAUGGUGUCAUGGAAAGGGAUUUACUUUAUACUCAUUCUGUUUUGCGGAAGCUUUUUCGGAAGCAUUUUCAUGCUGGGCCCCUUUUUACCUUUGAUGCUUGUAAGCCCAUCUUGGUAUCGUUGGAUCAACAACCGCAUUGUGGCAACCUGGCUCACGCUGCCCGUGGCAUUGUUGGAGACCAUGUUUGGUGUGAAGGUGAUUAUAACAGGUGAUGCAUUUGUUCCUGGGGAAAGAAGUGUCAUUAUCAUGAAUCAUCGGACGAGAAUGGACUGGCUAUUCCUGUGGAACUGUCUGAUGAGAUAUAGCUACCUCAGAUUGGAGAAAAUUUGCCUCAAAGCUAGUCUCAAAAGUGUUCCUGGAUUUGGUUGGGCCAUGCAGGCUGCUGCCUAUAUCUUCAUUCAUAGGAAAUGGAAGGAUGACCAGAGCCAUUUUGAAGACAUAAUUGAUUAUUUUUGUGAUAUCCGUGAACCACUGCAACUCCUCCUAUUCCCAGAAGGGACUGAUUUCACAGAAAACAGCAAGGCUCGAAGUAAUGAGUUUGCUGAAAAGAAUGGACUUCCGAAAUAUGAGUAUGUCUUACACCCAAGAACUACAGGCUUUACUUUUGUGGUAGAACGUCUAAGAGAAGGUAAGAACCUCGACGCAGUCCACGACAUCACGGUGGCGUACCCUCACAACAUUCCUCAGACAGAGAAGCAUCUCGUCCUCGGGGACUUCCCCAAGGAGAUUCACUUCCACGUGCACCGCUACCCGGUAGAUGCCCUCCCCAUGUCCAGGGAGGACCUGCAGCUCUGGUGCCACCGGCGCUGGGAGGAAAAGGAAGAGAGGCUUCGUGCCUUCUAUCAAGGGCAGAAGAAUUUUCAGUUUACGGGACAGACUGUAAUUCCACCUUGCAAGUCUGAGCUCAGGGUCCUUGUGCUCAAAUUGCUCUCCAUACUUUACUGGACCCUGUUCAGCCCUGCAAUGUGCAUCCUCAUAUAUCUGUACAGUCCUGUUCGGUGGUACUUUAUAAUCACCAUGGUUCUCUUUGUGCUGCUAGAGAGAAUAUUUGGCGGACUGGAGAUGGUCGAACUUGCACGUUACCGGUUUUUUCACAAACAGCCGCGUUUAAAUGUAAAGAAACAGGAGUGAGACCAUAAGGUCCACAGUGUUAAUGGCCAAGGGGUAUUUUGGAAAUGUGUCGAGCCUUUGUACACGGAGAUGCGGUUUUGCAUGACUAUGUCAAAUAUUUCUACUACCAUCCUUAUUUGUUAAAGAUACUUUGCACUUAGUUUUGUGGGAAAAUAUUGCUACACACUUUUUUUUUUUUUUAACUCUCUGAAUGUAAUUUCAAUACGCCUAGCAGGGAGCGAUCGCUAUAAAAUAACUCGGGCCAGAGUGUCCCUAAAGCAGCCACCAGGCUGUUAGCAGACAAGGGACACACAAGAUUUUCCUACAGGCCCAAUCCUAUUUCGUAACAAACUCCAGAGACAAGAGGCAGAUGCGGGGCUCAGAGCAAGGGCUGGCACUUGACACUGGAGGUGAGAGCCCUUCCUCUGGGUUCCCUCCCCCAGCACUGUCCCCCUGGCUCAUUUCUAUGCCAGUCAAACCAUUGCAUCCUUUCCUAAGGCCAGAAAACAGAAACCCCACGUCCUUCAACCAACCAACCAUUUUGCUGGGAAGCCCUUCAUUAUUCAUAAAACCUUGACAUUUAGCCUCGCACUUACCUAGACAUCAGAAGACCGUCUGUGUCCUUUCUUCCUAUGGAUAGUAAGACCUGGACAUUUCUCAGGGAGCAACCACAGGCUCUCCGCUUAGAAACCUUAGUUUGGAUUUGUACAGAUAGGAACGAAGACCGUUCAGUUGUUUCCUUCUACUUUUGCGUGCUCCAAGCUGGUUUCCUUGACGCUCAUCGGCAGGGGUAGCUUUUUCUGCAUGACAUCGAGUUACUUACCUUUCUAAAGGAAUGCAUGGAAGGGUCUGUCACUGUGGUCAGAAACUCUUGAAGUUGUGUCUGUUGAAAUAGUUCUUUAAACCUGCCCCGAAAAGGAAGGAUACUGUAUUUUCUGUAUGUGCAUGGGUAUCUGGCAUCUGCGUUAAAGCAACAGCGUGUGCAGCCCGGGUGGUCAUGGCUCAGCCUCAGUUCCUCCCUCGCAGCCCUGACGGAUUUUUGAUAACAGGAAAAUGAACCCCUUUUUAAUGAUAAUGAGGGCUCUUGCUCUCAUUUUUUAGUCCCAGGCUGCCUGUUUGAGUACUAAAAUUUAAAUCCACUUUUGACCAGUCGUUUGCCUAAAUAUUCCUGGUGCUUGGAGUCCACAGGAAUUCCAGCAGACCAACAGCACCAGCCUCCUUCUGAGGCAGAAAGGAUGCGUGGUCCUUGUCUCCACCCUGCUGGAGCUGGCCCGACUGUUUUUGUCAUAGGAUAGGUUCGCUGGUCAGAGCAGCAGAAAACGUGAGGCAGUGAGAAAUCUCGAGCUGCUCGCAGACCUGCCCGCUUUCCUCCUGCCUCCCACCGGCCUCAAACGCUACUGCUUUAUGGACCCUUUUGGCAUGAAUGCCUUCUCCGUAACUACAGCCCAUUUUUGCUCAGCAGUGACUUGUAUCCAACAAUGGAAACAUGCGUUAACAUGAAAGGUAAGCACAUUGUGAGCCGAACUUACCGAGGAAAAGGGCCGGGUUGCUUUGCAGAACACCGUUGACACCACUUUUACUGGAGGGGGACCGAGGAGUGUGUGCGCACGCACCGGCCUAUAUUUAACCACACCCCCAAGGCCCUUUUCCUUCCUGCCUGGAGCCACUAAUUACUUACUGUGCACAUCUGCUCCAGACCCAGCUGUUUAAUCCCGUGGUUUUUAAGGUUUUUCUUUUUUAGCCUUUUUUUUUGGUCCUAAUAAAAGAGGUUUCUAAUUUAGUUUUCUCUCAGACCUCCUCUUGAUUAUAUUUGGAAACACAGUUUUACAAUUAGCCUUGCAUUUGUCCUGGGCAAGAGAAGAGCUGCGUCUUCUACCCCACACGUGUUUGUACUGUAGCCCACCCAGCCGCGCGCCCUCCAGCUCCCCGGCUCCUUGUUUGUGGUGAAACCUUUAGAGGAUGGCGUGAAAGCUGUACAAGAGGAAAGCUCUUUCCUUUCCUCUUUAAGAAAAUGUUUUCUUUGGAUCAUAAAAGACAUGUUUAAGAUAAUGCAAACUUUGCUUUACUACCCAAAAUUCAUACGCACCCAAACUGGGGAGUACAGACAUCGUACCUGCUCUCUGAAUCAGAAAUGAUAACUUCAAAGAGAAAGAAGUUGCUUCUUUCUGUUUUGUUUUCUGGGGUCUUGUGUUUUCGCAGUAAGGCUUCUUAUAAAGUUGUAAUUCUUUGUUCCUACAUGUUUGGCUUUUUUAAGAGAAAGAAUUUAAAGAAAUAGUGAAUGAUUUGGAACUUAGAGCUUUGUAAAUUGGUUAAAAAAUGUCAAGUAAAAAUUAACUUCAGUGUUAUGAUCGGCCUCAGGAAUGAGCCCUCCACCCCUUCCCAUCUCAUCACUCUGGACUCAGAGCAGCUGUCAGUCCUUCUGAGUCUAUCCACUCUCUUCCCACUGAACACUCUUUCGGUCCUUUGAAGAUCAGCUUAGAAGCAGGUUGUGAAAUGUUUACAGUACCAUCUGUCCAGCUGUUCGCUCUUUACCAUUCUAAAACGUUUUAAACAAAGCAAAUGUGCUUUGUAUGGGAUGUGAACCAUUAUACUUAAAAUAGUAAACUACGAGGAAGGGCGCUGAUGGGGUCCCAGGUUUUACCACCAGAAAGCUCUGACAAGCGGCCAAAGUCACUAUACAAACCAGUGGGUGAAUGUGGUGAAAGACCAGAAGAAAACGUUAAACAGCCCGUAAUUUCAAACUCCUAUUAAAACCCUUCCUUGUUUGUAACACUACUAACACACACGUUAGGGAGAAAUACCAGCUUCCACUUGUGUCCCUUUGACAUUAGUUACUUCUCCGCACCACACUGGGAGCUGGACUUUGGUGGCCAGAAUUCUGCAGAAGGGGUGACGUGCCCAUUGCACCCAGUCUGCAGGCUCUCGGCCUGACCGCGAUGCCCCUGUGCACUUUUGUAAUAGAGACUCUAAUGGGAGGGAGCCUGUUGGUAUUAAAUUGUUUACAUUUCUUUAUAUAAAUAACGUGCUUUCAGUGCCUUAGUUAUGGGUCCCUUUCUUUUCUUGUUCCGAGAAUUCUACAAUGUGUUUCUUAGGUAAAAGUCUCUUUUUGCUACUCACUGGGAGGAAAAUGGUUUGUAAACACUGGUCACUGUGGUAAACACUAUUUUGUGGGGACAUCUGGAGAGGAGAGCUUGAUGCUGAGGUAGCCUUUGCCUUAGAGCUAUUAUUUAUGCUGUAGCAAGCAAACACGGUCUUGUCAUGCAAUGAACUUCAGAUUGGAGAUGGCCCAGAAGUUGUCUCAUACCAACCUUAAGCUUUUAUUUCAGAAGAGAAUCUUGGUUUUGGUAAUUUAUUUUUUAAAAGAUUAUGUACAAAACAAGUUUUAAAAAUAACUCACAGAAUGGCCUUAGUUUUCAAUGUCCACUAGUAUGUUUACGAGUUGUGUUACCUGUAAUUUACAUCCAGAAUAAAAUGGAAUGAAUCAGA
This is a messenger RNA of Lutra lutra (Eurasian river otter), 4750 nucleotides long. It is a transcript of the gene LCLAT1, whose product is annotated as lysocardiolipin acyltransferase 1. Bases 155 to 1285 code for a protein of 376 amino acids. Lineage: Eukaryota; Metazoa; Chordata; Mammalia; Carnivora; Mustelidae. The record is from RefSeq and is a predicted model, not a curated record. Gene Ontology annotation, molecular function: acyltransferase activity. Gene Ontology annotation, cellular component: endomembrane system. The transcript is spliced from 7 exons.